Penicillium taxi is the source of this 3174-nucleotide messenger RNA. RefSeq lists its product as uncharacterized. The transcript has 3 exons. The coding region runs from base 1 to 3174 and encodes 1057 amino acids. The record is from RefSeq and is a predicted model, not a curated record. Gene Ontology annotation, biological process: regulation of DNA-templated transcription; DNA-templated transcription. Lineage: Eukaryota; Fungi; Ascomycota; Eurotiomycetes; Eurotiales; Aspergillaceae. Gene Ontology annotation, molecular function: FAD binding; DNA binding; zinc ion binding.
AUGGAAACCGAUAUUGUCGCUUCACACUUAGCUCCAAUUGCUCCAGCGCCAGUUAGAACAACUUCUGUCGAACCUGAUAGUCCCGAUCCCACUUUGACAAUGAUGCGCUUCAAUUGCCAAGUUUGCGUACGCAAAAAGAUCAAAUGCGAUAAGACGACACCAGUAUGUUCGAGCUGCAGCAAAGCAAAGCUCCAGUGUAUCUACCGCACUCCCCUGCCGCGAAAGAGACGGAGACUGCGAAGCCAGUUGGAAAACGGGGAAGACGUACAUGAGCGAUUAGCACGGUAUGAGCGCAUAUUGCUCGACAACAAUCUUCUCCAUUCAUCGUCUACGUCAAUUCCAUAUGGCCAGAGAACGGAGGCAUCAGUGGCCAGCACGCUGAGCUCAACACCAAUGCCGAGCUCUCAAACCGCUACGUCAGGUAAACUUCUAUCCGCCGACGGCCAGUCCCGCUACAUUGACAGUGUUCUGCUUGAUAUGUGCGAAGCUGCUGAAGCAUACAAUUCCGACCAGGAUGAUAAUUAUCAGAAGGAAGCCAGAGGUAAUAAGAGUACAACGGAUCACCUGGGCGUUCCCGUAGCGUGCCCUUUAUCUGGGGCCAUACUUGGGAGCACAAAAACUAUUACCGAACAACAUCCUAAUCAUGGCACGGCGAUCAAGCUCUGGAAUAUAUACGUGCAAAACGUGGAGCCUCUAUGCAAGAUUCUUCAUGUUCCCACGGUCGCAAAAAUGGUUAACACCGUUUCAAAACAACCAUCUAAGGCCUCGAAGAGCGACGAAUGUCUUAUUUUCGUCAUUUACUACUUCGCUGUGUUCUCUUUGUCAGAUGCUGACUGUUUACGAGAAUUUGAUCAACCGAAGAAUGAUAUGAUAUCGAAAUAUCGGACCUUGGUUUACCAGGCACUUAUCAAUGCAUCGUGGCUGAGCACGACAUCAAUACCUGUACUGCAGGCUUACACUCUAUUUCUCAUUGUUAUGCGCAAUCAAAUUGAUUCCGACACCUUUUGGAUCUUGACAGGGAUUGCUAUUCGCCUCGCACAGCGUAUGGGGCUUCACCGUGAUGGUGAAAAACUCGGAUUGCCACCUUUUGAGGUUCAGAUGAGACGGAGAAUCUUUUGGCAACUACUCCCUCUAGAUAGCUAUGCUGGCCAGGUUUCCGGUACUGGUAUUGUGAUGUCGUCAACUAGCUGGGAUACUAAACACCCAUUAAACAUUAAUGAUGAUCAGAUUUUCCCUGGUAUGAUAGAGCCGCCUAUCGAACAGAGAAGCGAGACAGAAAUGAUUUUUUGCUUAUCUCGGAUAGAAUUUUCAGAUUUUUAUACCAGAACUGGCGUCAAAUCGAGAGGAAUUGGCGAAGCAAUUCAAUUUAGGGAUGCAGAGCAUAUUGAGAGACUUAUCAAUGAGGUCGAAGAUCUCAUCGAGACUAAUUUUCUUCGAUACUGCGAUAUUUUAAAUCCCUUACACUUUUACACCAUUGGAAUUACCCGAUCUGCGACUGCUGCUGUUCGACUUCGGGCUCGAAUGCCGCUGUUGAUGACCCAGGCCACUACAAACGUGCAAAAGAGGGAAAUUUGUGCACUUGCAGCAAAAAUUCUCGAUACUAUUAACGCCAUAUAUAGUAACUCCAACAUGCGGAAGUAUCGAUGGCAAUUACAGGCUUUCUGGAUAUGGGAUGCCCUUCUCUGUAUUCUACGCAGCAUCGCGGAUGUCACAUUCUACUCGACCUCGGAGCUGAAUGUUUCUUGGAAGAAUGUGGCAGAUGUUUACGCAAAUCACGAAGAACUGUUUGAGGGUAGAACAGCCCUAUAUGUCACAAUCGUCAAGUUAACUCUCAAGGCUUGGUGUGUCAAUCCCCCAAGCCAAUCGUCCCCAGAGCCGACUUUCAUAACCUCCCUAUAUGCGCUACAGGAACCAAAAGUGGCCAUCGAACAGGCUCGUGUUAUCCGGAAUCCGACAAGCAACCUCGCUAUGCCAUCACUCACGUCGGUAACUCGCAUAAAUGCGGCAAGUCCCUGCCCUGUCCUCAUCAUAGGAGCAGGCCUAUCGGGUCUGGCUGCUGGACGGCUUUUGACGAAUAAUGGCAUUGCCAACAUUGUAUUCGAAGCUUCUUCCCCGCAACGUGAUCAAGGUUUUGCCAUUUCCCUACACGAUUGGAGCUAUUCUCUGUUACUAGAAGCCCUUGGGGGACUGUCCCUCCAAGGCAUGACGAAAGCCGUUGCACCAGACCGUUUCAACGGCGGCAGUGGUUGGGUUGAUCUGGCAAUGCGCGAUAACACGACAGGAGAAGUGCUAAUUGCGCCGGAACCUAGCGCUCGUUCGAAAGUUGUGCGGGCUAAUCGCAAUGCCUUGCGGACAUGGAUAGCUGAUUGUGGCGAUGAAGAACUAGAUGUGAGAUACCAUCAUAAGCUCAAGGCCAUCUCGGGAUCAGUCGGAAACAUAAGGGCCAUCUUUGAGAAUGGGGCCGAGUAUCAGGGCUCGCUGGUGAUCUCCGCUGAUGGUGUGCACUCGACAGUAUACCACGGCGAAUUUGAAGUCUCGCGAGACGAGUUCGAUAGCUUUAUAAAACCUUUUAUUGGCGAUGCAAAUAUUCUGGCCGGGGUUGGUGAUGGCUUCAACACACCCAUCACCAUUUGCCAUAUGAGCAAAUCUCAGGUCCAUUUAGACUGGUCAUACUCUCGCCCUGCUCGUAGUGACGACGAUCCAUUGUUUUGCCCGACUUCCAAGGUGAUGGACCAGACACGUGAGCUUCCACAGGCGCUCUUUGAUGAACUGGCAUCGAUGAAGCUCGCUGAGCCAUGGGUGCGAUAUAUUAAUCCCGAAACCAUCAAACAGCAUUCUGUGUUUCACUGGGUUAGUCGUUGCGUGAAUAUGACUACUAAGGACAUGCUUUGCGGUGCGCAGCAAGGGAUUGUUUUCAUUGGAGACGCAUGGCACGCGAUGCCUAUCUUUGCUGGGGAAGGUGGAAACCAUGCGUUAUUAGACAGUGUCGAACUUGUGGCGGCCAUAAAAAGCAGUUCGGACCUGGAUAGUGCUAUUUUGGCUUACUAUGAUGGUGCUGGAAGAAGAUGUCAGGAUGCAGUUCGAAGGUCGAAGUCUCGGUUCUACGUGCUGCAUCGACCGAUGACCGAAUGGCAAGAUGUUGCAGCAAAGCGGCGUCUUAAAGCGACUGCUUGA